This is a messenger RNA of Penicillium macrosclerotiorum, 189 nucleotides long. RefSeq lists its product as uncharacterized. Bases 1 to 189 code for a protein of 62 amino acids. The record is from RefSeq and is a predicted model, not a curated record. Lineage: Eukaryota; Fungi; Ascomycota; Eurotiomycetes; Eurotiales; Aspergillaceae. The transcript has a single exon.
AUGCCCUUAGUGUCAGAAUACCAAGCAGAUGAGCAGCAGACGGGGCCGGUUGCAUUCGUGCAUGGGCUAGAGGCAUCAAGUGAUGACGGCAUUGUGCCGGAUGAACCGCGUCCUGCACAGACCUUUCGGGCCCUCACAACCAGGGAAGACAAUGCGCACCUCCCCGACUCACCAGCCUUCAGUUCCUGA